Messenger RNA from Poeciliopsis prolifica (blackstripe livebearer), 4749 nucleotides. RefSeq names its product high affinity cationic amino acid transporter 1-like. The transcript has 12 exons. The coding region runs from base 118 to 2025 and encodes 635 amino acids. NCBI's taxonomy places the organism in Eukaryota, Metazoa, Chordata, Actinopteri, Cyprinodontiformes, Poeciliidae. Gene Ontology annotation, molecular function: amino acid transmembrane transporter activity. The record is from RefSeq and is a predicted model, not a curated record. Gene Ontology annotation, biological process: amino acid transport; transmembrane transport. Gene Ontology annotation, cellular component: plasma membrane.
UGAACACCUCCACGAGCCUUCCUACGGAAUCAUCUAUCAGUUUCCUAAAAGGGGAAAAACUAAAGCUGUUUGUUGCUGAUCUGAAAGUAUUUUUGUGUCCCUUUGGCACUAACAGAGAUGAUUCUGGCUAAAUUACAAGGCAUUGGGAAGCAGCUCCUGAGGGUGAAGGUUGUGGACUGCAGCACAGACGAAACCCGGCUAGCCCGAUGCCUCAAGACCGUUGACCUGGUGGCCCUGGGUGUUGGAAGCACAUUGGGUGCCGGUGUUUAUGUGCUCGCUGGUGCCGUAGCUCGUGAUGACGCUGGACCUUCCAUUGUCGUCUCAUUUCUCAUCGCUGCACUAACUUCUGUGCUUGCCGGUCUGUGCUAUGCCGAGUUUGGAGCCCGUGUCCCGAGAACCGGGUCAGCUUACCUCUACACUUAUGUGACGGUGGGAGAACUGGGGGGGUUUACCUCGGGCUGGGACCUCAUUCUCUCCUAUAUCAUUGGAACUUCAAGUGUGGCGAGGGCUUGGAGCGCUACCUUCGAUGAGCUCACCGGAAGGCACAUUGAGCAAUUUUGUAGACAAAACAUGAAAAUGGAUAUACCAUGGCUGGCAGAGUAUCCAGACAUAUUUGCUGUCUUGAUCAUACUCUCUCUGACAGCGUUGCUUGCUUUUGGAGUCAAAGAAUCGGCCAUGGUGAAUAAAAUAUUCACUUGCCUCAAUGUGCUUGUCCUGCUGUUUGUGAUCAUCUCUGGACUGGUUAAAGGAGACUUAAAAAAUUGGAAACUGAACCCUGAAAAGAUCCUCAAUGCCACUGGAAACGCCACCCAUAACACCUCAUUUCCCCAACCUACAAAAGGAGCUCUUGGUACAGGUGGCUUCAUGCCGUUCGGGUGGACAGGAGUCCUCUCUGGUGCUGCUACCUGUUUUUAUGCCUUUGUGGGGUUUGACUGCAUAGCCACUACAGGAGAGGAAGUGACGAACCCCCAGAGGGCCAUUCCCAUCGGCAUUGUGGCCUCUCUCCUCAUCUGUUUUGUGGCUUACUUCGGCGUAUCGGCGGCUCUCACUGUUAUGAUGCCGUACUACUUGCUGGACAAGAACAGCCCUCUUCCAGUGGCCUUUCAGUAUGUGGGCUGGGAGGGAGCCACUUAUGCAGUAGCCAUUGGCUCUUUAUGUGCUCUGUCGACCAGCUUGCUGGGCUCCAUGUUCCCAAUGCCAAGAGUGAUCUGGGCCAUGGCAGAGGAUGGCCUGCUCUUUAAACCUUUGGCUAAAAUCAACAAGCGAACCAAAACCCCCCUAACUGCUACAAUAACCUCCGGCAUAGUUGCAGCUGUGAUGGCUUUCCUGUUUGAGCUAAAGGACCUGGUGGACCUCAUGUCUAUUGGCACUUUGAUGGCCUAUACUCUGGUUGCUGCCUGUGUGUUGGUACUGAGGUACCAGCCUGAGCAGCCGAGUACGGCCUAUGAGAUAUCCAACACCCAGGAUGAGCCUGAGUCGUACAGCGAAGGGAACUCCGAAGAUACGGUCAGCAUCAAGAAUCUCCUGUCCCCGUCCAACUCUGAACCCUCUCCUUUGUCUGGUCGAACCGUCAACAUCUGCACCAGCAUACUUGUUGUUCUGAUGUGUGUUUUCAGUGUAGUUGCUGCUCAACAAACUCUGGCCCCUUGGGCUGUGGUUCUGAUGUGUGUUACCAUGGCGGCUUGUGUACUUCUCACCUUUAUUAUAUACAGGCAGCCUCAGAGCAAAGCCAAGCUGGCCUUUAAGGUUCCCUUGUUGCCCUUCAUUCCCAUCCUCAGCAUGUUUGUCAAUAUCUACUUGAUGAUGCAGCUCAAUAAAGGAACCUGGGUGCGCUUUACCAUUUGGAUGUUGAUAGGUAUCUUCAUCUACUUCCUCUAUGGCUUUCGGAACAGUGCAGAGGCGACCAGGUCUGAUGCCUGCUCAAUAAAAGGAGAGCCAAUGACCAGAGAGAAGGAGUCCUCGAACACACCAAACUGCAUUCGAGAUGGAGAGACUGAUGAGGAAACGAGUGCUUACACACUUUGAGAUUUUCUGAAAUAUUUGGACAGAUAUGCUACAAGUUCGCUAUCUCCAAACUGACAACAUGCCAAAACAACAAACACAUUUUCAGUGAUAUAUUUAUUUUGCAGAAUUAGCUGUGGCUCAUAGACUCUGAGCCUAAUGUUUUAAUAUCUGUUGCUUACUGUGAAUUACAGAGAUUAUUGACAGAGCUAACAAUCACCCACUCAGUUUUCUGCCAGAACACUUAAUGCAUAUAUUAGGUGUUAGGUGGAUUGAAAAAAAAUUUAUUUACGUUACUGAAAACAUAGUUGUUUUAUGCAUUAAUUUUACAUCUCAAGGAAAUGCAUUAUCCUGCCUUAAUGAGCUGCUCAAAUUUGAACAAUACGUUGACGUAUUGCUCUAAUCACAAAUUAGAAUAAUGCGUCAACGUGUUGCAAAUUAGCCCAUCAAAAACAAGUUUGUUGGGUUUAAAGACGAGUAUUGUUUUUAUGAGGGGAAAUUGCAAGUUUCAUCUGAAACCUGCAAAGCUGCUAAUAUGGAGUUUUUAUCAGAUACUUGAGGGAUUGUUUUAAGUGUCUUUUUCCCAAAGAGAUGUCACAACUUUAAAGGUGAGAACAUUUGAUACUUGUUAUGAGAUGACAAUGCAAUUUAUUGUCUGUACAGUAUGCUCUGGUGUAUGAAAAUCCAGUUUUAAGUAAUACGGAAAAUUUUAUUUUUGGACAAUUUUUACAUUUUUUGUGCAUGUUCAUUUAAACAGUAAGAACAGUUUUAGUGUGGUCAGGAUUUGUUUGAGUGGUCAAAACUUGCUUAAUUUGCUCUUCUCAAACUCACUGUAGCAACUGCAACAAGUGUCUCUUUAAAAAAAUUUCAUCCCAGGUACAGGUAAAAGCCAAUUGUCCAGCAAUCAAUGCUGAACUUAUGCUUCAAAGUUUAGUACCUUUAAAGUUUCUGAUUAUGUUUCAUAAUUAAUACGUGCUUAGCAUUAUCACUGUGACUGUGUUGCAUUUAACUCACUCACUAGUGAUAUUCCAGAUAUUUUUUCACAAGAGCAGACAAUAUUUUGACCUUUCUGGUAUUUUGCAGGUCAGUCUUGCAUGUCCAAAAAUAUGUCUUAGAGCCACAAAGUAAAUUUACAUAUUUCUCCUGUUAACUGUGCUUUCAUGUGGAACAUGCUAGGCUAAUGCUAGCAUGUUGAUUCAAUUUUGAUGCGACUCGUUGAUAAUUUGGGAAAAUAUCUGAUUGAUUUUAGAAGAAACAUGCAUUCAAAGGAUUACUCUCCUGUUUUAUAAACUUAGUGCACUGAUCUGAUCACCAUAAAAUGUCAUGAUCCAUGUUUUAUCUGCACUCUUGUCUCCAUCAACAGCUGUCUGUUGUACAGCAUGUAGAACCGGUAAUAUGAUAGACGGACUCAAAGCUGAAAGAGUCUCUUGUCUCUUGUGGUGACCUUCAUUGCAAAUUAUUUUAAACUCUUUUAUUGUUUGUGAAUAUUCAGAUUGUUAGAUCAACAAAAUAAUCUGGAACAAUUUUGCAACUUCAUCUCCUCUGGUUUUAUAAAGCUCAGUUUCCUGGGAGGUUGGCUAACAUAAAAUCACCGUCUGUACACAAUUAAUGGAUAUAAAGAGUGAAGCUUACCGACAGAUGCCUACACCAGUCAUGUAAAUGUCUUGCUCUGGACCCUCUUCAAAUGCUUGGGAUUGUACUAGGACAUGCCUAAUUAGGAUGCACCCCAAGCAGGACUAUGCUAUGUAUGAUACAGUUUACUGAUGAAAGCUACUGUGACUGUGUGAAGAUCCACCAGGCAGCUCAAACAUGAAUGUUACAUAUCAAAAUGGCAACUAGGUGAAAUGUGUGCGUUAGAAAAUUUCCAUUUUCAAGUGGAUUUUCUAACUCAGUUUUCUUGGUUGGAUACCAUGGAUUUACCAAUAAACUUGAAUAUGAAUUGCUUUAGGAUUGAGUUCUACUUCCGUUUACUUGUCUGCUGGACUUGAAUUCAAUUCUGGUAAAUUUAUAUUAGUAGAGCAGGAUACUGCUCUACUAAUUUACAUAUUGUGUUGAUCUUUUUCACAGUGUCAGUGCGCGCUGUCUUUCAUGUAAGAUCACCAACAAUAUACAUAAAAUGUAACUAUGCUCAGAUUUAGUUAAUUGUGUGAUUGUGCUUAAUAGAGUUGUUUUACCAUGUGGUAAAUACCAAUAACAAUAUAAAGGAAUAUGCCAAAUUUACUCAAGUUUGGUUGGCUCGUAAAGGUUUUUUUCACCUUCUAAAUGAAGGAUUUUCCAUACAACCUUUAGAGUACAGUGUUCAAAUGCUAUGUGACAAAUUAACAGUUUGCCAGGUGCUCGUUUAUAUUCAUUAACCUAAACGUUUUGCGGCAUUCUGGUGAAUAUCUACAAUAUAUUCUGAAAGUAUUUGAGAUGCUGUUUUCUGUGUCCACCAUCUGUUUAUGAAUUUAUUUGGUUCUGUAAAUAAAUCAUGAUGAAUGUUAAAACCUAAAUUUUCCCUCAUUAUUAUUUUUUUUACAUGGUAUCGGAUCUUCUAAUUGCCAAAAUUGGAAAAAAAUACACUUGAAAUUAUGUUUAACAAUUGUGAUGUGACAGUUAAAUCUCUUGAAAUGUUUCUUAUGCUGCGCUGCACAUGUCACCUCUCUGUACUUUAUGUUUUAAGGAGUCUGCUUUCCAAUUUUUUGUAAAGAAUCUUAAUCAUUAGGUCUACAGGCUUUCUGAAGAACUUUAAUAAAAGAUUUUCACUCA